Messenger RNA from Agelaius phoeniceus (red-winged blackbird), 3106 nucleotides. The record is from RefSeq and is a predicted model, not a curated record. NCBI's taxonomy places the organism in Eukaryota, Metazoa, Chordata, Aves, Passeriformes, Icteridae.
GUGGCGGUGCCGCGGCGGCCGGAGGAUAACCCUUUAUCCUGACCUGGUUGAUGGUAUGGUCUCUGUUGUGAUGGCACAGGGCCUGGCAUGAGUGACCAGCUGGGAAACUGGGGAUGAAAAAGACGUGGUGAUGAAAAGAAGUUCAAGAGGGAAAAAGGAAAGCUAAGCACAAGAGGAGAGAAGAGAGGCAGAUAGAUGGAGAUGAGGAACAUCCCCCAAAGCAGCAGAAGGAACCAGCUGAAGAACAGCACUGGCCAGAGAAUAUGCCUGAAUGGGAAGAAAGGAAAUCCCUGCUAGCUCAGAGAAGAGUGGAGUCUGUCAGACUGCUUACAGUGCUGUUAAAUCGUGUGAAAUUGGCAAGUCAAAAAGUGGAUCCUUCACUGGGUGUAAAGAAGGACAAUUCAUUUUCUGAAACAGCAUUUAAAGACAUACAGCAGGAGCUGAUUAACUCCCUUUAUCGUACGCACAAAGAGCUGAAACGUGUGGAGUUUAAGUGCCCAUUAGCCCAAAAAGGUAGUGCUUUAUGCUGUGAGGAAGGAGAUGUGAGUAACUUCCAUGCACCUGCUUGUCACAUAGUCAGGACAAUUUUAAAUGAUGCCUCUGCAGCCCCGAGCUCUGAUGGACUGCCUGGCAGAGAUGUGUGCAACUCCUCCCCCAGAGGCUGCGCGCCCCUGCUGAUCACGGUCACCCAGCACGGCAGGGUCAUCCAACCUCUCCCUGGAAGGCACCACCCAGCACUGGAUGUAGUUCACACCCAGACAGUGUCUGAGGAAGAUGAUUGCAGAAAGCAAAAGGUUUAUGAGACUGAUGAAUUCAUCCAUUAUUUACUAAACUACUAUCAGACACCACACUAUGCACGUGUUUGCUUAGAGCCAAAAACCACUGUGAACAAGUCCCGGUGGAAGCGAGUGGUGUCUGAUGAUGGUGGUGGGUUUGACAGCAGCUUGAGUAACAAACAUGGUCAGCACUUCAGAGAAUUGAGUCCUGUACAAAACCUCCACAAGAGAAAUUGUAGUAGUGAUAGUAAUUAUAGCCUGGUGAUAACUCUUGGGGAACUUGAGUCAACAGACAAAGUGUUAGAAAGCAAGGUCUAUGGGGGCAAGCUUGCAAAAAAGCUGCAGGUGCAGAGGAAUGACUCACUCACUGUUGAUACUGUACCACAUGCUGGACUGAAUCAUUCUUUGGAGUGCACUACUGUUACUCAUAAUGAGGAAUUCAAACAAGAAGAUGGUAAAGAUGAAGGCACUGUACCAUAUGGAACAUGUAGAUCUGCUUGCAGAUUAAAGGAUUUGCUGGAAGAGAUCAGUGAUUCUGAGUGCUUUAGAGAGGCAUGUGGCAGCUCAGUGAAGAGAGCAGAAAGAAGGUAUGAAGAAAUUUACAGCAGUUGUAAUAAAGGGUGCUUGUCUGCAAGAGCUGGGGAAAGAGAAUUACUGGUUUGCCAUAAAAAUGUAGCUCUGGAAGGUCAAGAGAAGGAAAUCAGCCAAUGUAACUCCUGUUCUAAUUCUGUCCAUGAGGGCUUGGCAAGGCAGUGUGAACGUAAACUUAAAAAGUCAUGCAAGAGGUCUAGUAGUAAAUUAAGAUAUGAAGGAAAGAAAAGUGAGAGACAAUCCAGGGAAAAGGAGAAAAAUGCUCAUAAAAUGAAGAAAAAGCGAAAAAAGCUUUCUUCUAAUCUUUUAUCUGAUGAAUGUGGCUUUUCAGAGACGGACAGUUGCAUGCAGCUGGAGUCGCUCAGAAAGAUGCAGAGAAAAUGUAAGAAAAUAUUGCACAAAAAAGUGAAAUUCAAGACACAUCACACCUCUAUGGCAGAACCAGAUGUUACCCCUCAUGAUGGCUCACCCCUUCAGGAGACCCUCCAGAGGAGAGGAGAUGAGAGGAAAUUAAUGUUGAGAAGAGAGAUGGAUGCAGAUGUCAGAGGAUGCCCUCUAUUUCCUCUUGAGAUAAUUCAGACAAACCCCUUCUCAGAUACUUUCUGUGGAGGAGAGCCCAGAAGAGGAUGCUGAACAGCUACUGUAUUAUAGCGCUGAAGUUUUUAUAAACAAGUGGGAGAAGAAAGCCCUUUGAUCAUUAAAAGAAAUAUGAACUACUGGGUUGGUUUUUGAUUUUUUUUUUUUUAACAUAAUUCCUUUGGUUAGAAUAUCUAACUGGUGAAGUGAGCCACAGAAGCAGAAUUUGUGUUUGCCUUUUGGAUAACUUCUGGACCAAAACUUUCCCCAGAGCCAGAACAAACUUUCAUGGACUAGUGGCUAAAGAACUUGAAAGGACACAGACUGAGAUCUUGGAGCAUUACACUUUGAUUGAAUGCAGAGAAUCAUGUAAAUUGCAGUAUUUACUAAUAAUGAGUCAUUAGGAGAAAACCUAAUUGUCAAUCUUAGAGCAAGCAUAUGAAGUGCCUCCUCUAUCAGAUUGUUAUAUUGGUGGGACUGGAAGGUGUGGGGGACAUUUAUACUCAAUUUUAAGAAGUAAUAGAUUUCCAAAUGUGAAAAAAGUCCCAUCUUCUGGAAAAACCACACUAGAAGAAUCCUUGUUUUCUAUUCACAAUUCUAGAGGUGUUUCUGAAAACUUGCUGGCUUUUGGAGGAUUUCACUGAACUUAUGCUCGGUGUAGUGCUCCCAGGAAUCUGAAUGGUUGUCUAAGCAAAGCUCUGGGUGUUAGAUAAUGAAAGGGCAGUGCUUCUCAGCCUGCUGACAGUCCCCAUGUAAAUGCAGAUUGACAGUUCACAAGAUUUUGAAGGCACAUAUAGUGAGGUAGCUGUUUAGUAUGAGUUUGCCUACAAAUGCUUUCCAGAGGAAUUGUGAAAUGUUGUCAGAGUUGUGCUGCAUGUAAGAUAAAAAUGGGAAAAUGCAGUCUAGGAGCUUGAGUUAUAUCUGUAUUUAUUCAUCUGGCUAUAUCUAGAAGACAGCCACAAUUGCUUUUGGACGAAGUCCCUUAGCAAGGUACAGAGUUGAAGUUCAAUACACUGAUUAUUACAGCUUUCAUUUUAUUAUGCUUUAUUUAUUACAUGUCAGUAGACAAAGUUAAUGUGAAAAUGUUGCCUUCAUUACAUAAGAUCUUACCCAUGUUUGUAACUUCUGCUCUAAUAAAUAGUAAUAAAAAAGAAUAAUUGUAA